This is a messenger RNA of Scatophagus argus, 1503 nucleotides long. RefSeq lists its product as uncharacterized. The transcript has 5 exons. Bases 169 to 1143 code for a protein of 324 amino acids. The record is from RefSeq and is a predicted model, not a curated record. Lineage: Eukaryota; Metazoa; Chordata; Actinopteri; Scatophagidae.
AGGGUGUGGUGCUGCUCGGUGGUCAAGUUCUCCUCUAUAAAAAUGUCAUUUCAAUCUGACUGCAUUCACCACGACAGCACUGAGAAGGAAACCGAGUCAGCAGCAUUUCUUUGUCAGCUUUCUCCCCCGAAGCAGGACUCGUAGAUCCUGUUGGCAGCAGCAGUCAAGAUGGCUGGCCUGUGCUGGAUGGCUGUAAGUCUGCUUUUGUUGCUGUCCAGUGUAAACCGAUUGGCUGCUGUGGACCAGAACCAACUGGCAGAAAUUGUAACGGAGAUCUUGAAUAGGUACACACCGAGCUACGAGGGUGCGCGGGGUACAAGACGAUACCCAAUGUUCAGUCUGGCAGUGACCAUCCCAUACAACAAAGUCUCGAAAAGAUACGACAUGAGUCAAGUGACUGACUCAGGUGACGUUGUGAGGAGAAGGAUUCUAAAUUGUGAGGUGUACACCAGCACCAGAGUGGUUGCAGCCACGGUUCUGAGAUGGCCCAAUGUUUUGGAUCAGUGUCCUGAUGGAGACGUGCAAUGGCCUGAACUUCUGCCGCCAUGUAAAAAACCAAUAAAGACGUGGGCUGAUGUUCAGAGCACGUGCCCCAAUGCAAUUCGUGAGGGCAAAGCUGAUCAUGCAGAGUACCGAGUUCUGAGGCACUUUAACAUCUUGGUCAACAGUCUUAGCCAAAAUGAUUUGUUGCUUUUCUACAUUCUUGCUUCCCCAUGUGAUAAAAGGUGUGCAAGUGAAAAUGAAUCACAUCCCUUGAACAUUCUGAAUAGCAUAAACCGGAUUAAGCGUUGGAAUAACUAUGCUGUUGUGUUUUCCAAUGUAUUCCAACCUCGUGGUGGUCAACCUAUACCUGAGGCGGAGCUACGAGGAGCCCUCGAGCGACUCGGGAAUCACAGAGGUCCUCUGGGACCAAUUGGCUUGAACAACAUAUUCCGCUGCAACAGACAAAAUGGAAUGCAGUGCCAAAGCUGCUCUAGUGGUGGUCAAGUUGCUCCUUAUUGUAUCUCAGAUAAUUCACCCAUACAGCCUCAACCAGGCAGAAGUAACCCCCCCUCACAAAGUGGUCAAGGUGGCAGUGGUACGCGAAGCAACAGUGUCAAUCCAAGACCUGGAGUUUCCAGAAAUGUUGGAAGGCCGGGCUGACAAUGCAUCAGGGUCAAAGUCCGAGAAGUGGGUGGACGCAGAGUAGGAGUCAGAGGAAGGGGAAAAUUAGAGGAGGAAAAUGCCAAUAGGAUGGAUCCAGGAGGUACUGCAGAGGGCUAAAAAGAAAGAGCAGGAUGAGCUCCAAAUCUAUCUAUGCAUAAACUUUGCAAAAUUUACUUAAUGAAUAGACAAGUUUUCUGUUUUAAUGUGUAUUGAUAAAGUACAAAUUGGUAGUAUGGUGUAAUGCCAAAUCUUACAUACUGGCCAGUUCCUGAUACCACAUGUGUUCUCUGUUUGUGUGCAGGAAUAACUUUCAUUCUGAAUUUCUGUUCUUUCUGAUUAAAGCUUGGCUCAGCAUCA